Molecule: messenger RNA, 1521 nt
Organism: Plasmodium fragile
Lineage: Eukaryota; Apicomplexa; Aconoidasida; Haemosporida; Plasmodiidae
Exons: 8
Coding region: 1-1521 (506 amino acids)
Source: RefSeq, a predicted model, not a curated record
AUGAGUGAGAAGGACUUUUAUCAAAAUUUGGAGGGACACAUCGAGGAGACCAGGCGGAAGAUCGAGGAGAAGGAAAAACUUAUAGCAUCGGAAAAAGCUGGAGAUGGGAAUGCGUCAAGAGCUCCACAGAGCCAACCCUGUUACUACGGCUAUUGCAGCUUAGUGGUCCCGUCGGACCACAGCUCUGAUGAUGGCUCCGCCUCAAGUGACAACGUGAAGGGGUUCCUGAACCUACACGAGGAUAACGAAAUGGACAAUAUAAAAAAAAGACUAAGGGAGAGGAAGACGGGAAUUCGCAGUAGACGGAGUGGCUCCACCAAUGGCGGACCCCCCCGUGGAGGUACCCAAAAGAAUAGGUGUGCAAUUGUGAUGAAGGCAAGCAAGCCAUCGGAAAGCAAAAGGGGGAGAGGAAAUAUAAAAGAGCUAAUCAAUUUGGAAAAAGAAAUUAUUGUUACAAGAACACUGAUGCAGAAGAAAAAAUCGAGGCUAGACGAUAUUUAUAGCUACACGAGUAGAAGAGAGAAGGUGAUAAAGAAUUUGAAUUUGAGCAUGAACAAGGAGGCGUCCUUGUUGCAAGACUCCCUGGUGAAUAUGUUUAAGCGAACUGAAGAACUGAUUCGGAAAUUUGCUGAAAUACGCGCGAGGAAAAAGAAGAAAAAAAAACAAGUGCAGCUGUUGAAUAUCGAGAUGAGCAAACUGGAGGUGGAGCUUGAGAAGAAGGAGGAAAAGAUAAGGGAGAUGGACAAGUAUAAAAGUUUUCUGAACAAGCUAGCCAGCACAGAGGGGGAAGCGACACAAAUGGAGGAAGAAGCGACACAAAUGGAGGAAGAAGCAGGAACCAGUAUGACCACGUCAGGAGAAACGUCUCACUUUACCCCCCAAAUGCAUAAAUAUACAAACAACUCCCAACUGCUCAUAGAUCAUUUCAACCUGCUGGAGGAGCAGCACCUUCAGCUGAUCGAUGACACACAGAACGCCGAGUACGAAUUGGAAGAAUAUGAAAAAAAAUUGGCGGAAAAAAAAAAAGAAUUUUUAACAAAAAGCAAUGAUGUUAAGAAAAAAAUAAUGCAAAUGGAAAACUACAUUAAAGAUCACAUGGACCAAAUACAAGAAUAUGAACAUACCAUUAAAAGCAACAACAGUCAAAUAUGCUUCGAUAAUAUAAGCAGCAAAAUUGAUUUCAUUUGCACUCACUUUAACUACGACGUGAAUACAAAUGAAGUUAUGAAGAAGUUACAAAUAAUGGAAAACCACAUGUACUCGUACAUUUCCACGCUGACCAAGUACACGGAGGAAAACAGCCAGCUCGUGUACGAGUACCAGCGGGAGCGCGAGCAGGAGAGGCGAAAGCAAAUGCGGUUUGAAAUUAACCUCGACAGAAAGGGGAACAACCAAACCAAGCAGCUCAAAAGUGCGAAGACUGCGAAUAAGACUUUCGGAGCCAACCAGAAGGAGAAAAAGGAGAAACGGGAAAAGCGGGAAAAUAUUUACACGCUUUUCGAAAAGGACCUCUUCAAGUGA